UGAGGGGAGACCCGGUGGUGAAGAAGUAAUGUUCAUUCAAAGAAGCGACAGAAACAGACUGUAGUAAAGUCUCUCUCUGUCUCUCUCUCUCUCUCUCUCUCUCUGCUGGUUGUUGGAAACCUCGACGACACUCGGACCGGUUAACCGACACUCCGCGGACAGGUGCAGAGAUGUCUUCACUCCUCCUGUUCCUCAUCAUCAUCCCCUACACGUCAACGCUAGAGUUCCGUUACCAUGACAACCGCGAGAUUGAGCAGUACCUCCUGCAGACCAACGCCUCCAACCCCGACGUCACACACCUGUACAGCAUCGGCCAGUCGGUCAAAGGUCAGCAGCUGUGGGUGUUGGCUCUGGGUCUCAGUCCUCGCCGUCACACCAUCGGCAUCCCAGAGUUCAAAUAUGUGGGUAACAUGCACGGGAACGAGGCUCUCGGCCGCGUGCUGCUGCUGAAGCUCAUAGACGACCUGCUGCGUGGUUACCGGGACAACGCAACAUGGGCGGUACAGUUACUGAACAGCACUCGCAUCCACAUCCUGCCGACCAUGAACCCAGACGGCUUCGAUGCAUCGGACACAGACUGCGUCUUCACCACGGGGAGGUAUAACUCUAACGGCGUCGAUCUGAACAGGAACUUUCCCGACCCCUUCGCUGGUCUGCGUAAGAAGUCGGAGCUGGACGAGGAGAAGAGAGAGGCGGAGGUGAGGGCUGUGAUUGGCUGGUUGAGGAUGGAGAGUUUUGUUCUUUCUGCAAACCUUCAUGGAGGAGCUCUGGUGGCCAGUUACCCGUAUGACAACAGCAACGGAGGCAGUGAGCUGAUGGGCGGGGCCAGCGUCAGCCCUGAUGAUGACGUGUUUGUCCACCUGGCUAAGGUGUACUCCUAUAACCACGCCUCCAUGCACCAAGGUGACCGCUGCUCCGGCAGGCCGUUCCUGGAGGGCAUCACCAACGGAUACCAGUGGUACCCUCUGAUAGGUGGGAUGCAGGACUACAACUACGUGUGGGCUCAGUGUUUGGAAUUGACUCUGGAGAUUUCCUGCUGUAAGUUUCCUCCCGUCAAACAACUUCCUGCCAUGUGGACGGAGAACAGGAAGUCUCUGCUGGCCUUCAUCCAGCAGGUCCACCUGGGGGUUAAAGGUCAGGUGUUUAACAGCUCAGGUGUGCCAGUGCAGAACGCAGAGGUGGAGGUGAAAGGUCGCAGGAACAUGUGUCCGUUCAGAACAGACAAACAUGGAGAAUACUACAGACUGCUGCUGCCUGGAAACUACACCUUCAAGGUGAGGUACCCGGGCCACGAGGAUUUAACCGAGACGUUUACCAUCCCACAUGGUCCAGAUCAAUACUCUGCCAUGAAACACAACUUCAGACUACGACAAAUCACCACGACGACCGGACACACAUCGGCUAAUCCCACUGAAGCUACCCUCACACCUACCUCUGAGCAAUCAUUAAACUGUAUGGGAGGCGGAGCCACAAACAGGCCCACAUGGUCGGGGUUAGGUUUGACACUGGGGCUGGUGGCGGUGCUACGAUAUCAGAUCGCCUGAAGGAGCGUUUGAUCAGCGCACGUUUAAAUGUAAGAAAUCAAAGAACAAAGCCUCACCGUGGAUCAGAGGUUUAUGGCGCGGCGUUCUAAGCCUGAACUUUGGGUUUACCAAUCGCCAACCAGAUUUGUCACCGCCAAACAUUCUUCUGAAGAUCUGAGACAGAAUGGAACGUGUCUUUGUAAAACAGGUGGAGCCCAUCUAUCGGCUUUUCUGACAGAAAACAUUUUGAAACUUGAACAAAUCAGACGUAGUGUUUUUAGAAACAAAAAAAUCUGCUUCUGAAUUAUUGUAGCUAACGAGCUUAUAGCUAACAUGCUAACAACCAGUAAGAAGCUAGCUACUUUUCUGAUUAGGAAGCUUCUGUUCAUGAACAAAUUUGGUAUUUGUUGAGAAUUUUAUGAGAAUAAGAAACAACACAGCGAAUAAAAACUGUAGCCGUCAAGCUAACAGACCGUAAGCUAGCAGCUAGCAGCCAGUAAAGCUAGCUUGUGUGCUAAAUCAAGCUGUAAGCACUGAGCUAACCUGUAAUAAGGAAGACACGUCCCACGCUUGUCCUUGUCAGAAGCAGUAGCCAAGUCAGCCGUUAAUCUGGCUAACUGGCAAUCUUUAGCUUUGCCACUUACUGGACCACACCCCCUUCACACCAGUUCUUACUGUCUACAUGCUGGGGGGGGACGCCACAUAGUCGACUGCGAGUCUCACAGUCCAGCAUGAAGAUCGUUCUUCUACUGCUCUGUGGGGGAGUAUAAUGUCUAACGUGAUAGAAGCAGUGUCCUUUAAUAUGAGUGGGAGGAGCUCCACCGUGUCCUUUAAUACGAGGGGGAGGAGCUCCAACGUGUCCUUUAAUACGAGGGGGAGGAGCUUCAACAUGUUCUUUAAUACGAGGGGGAGGAGCUCCACCGUGUCCUUUAAUACGAGGGGGAGGAGCUCCAUCGUGUUCUUUAAUACGAGGGGGAGGAGCUUCAUUAUGAGGAGUUUGAUGCUUUAGAAAGGGUCGUAUUAAGUCAGAGAAAAAGACAUAACAACAAUCAAAGUGUUGAAACUGUUCCGACACAAGUCUGAACCCUCUGAGGUGAGUUUACGACUCUGAGGUCAUCAGACGUGUUCAUACAGGCGUUCAUUCCGAUGUGUCGUUUCUGUUGGGGUGUUAAAUUCAUGCUCAGAGAACAGGUUAGUGGUUUCCAACCUGCGGUUUGAGACCCUCCAUUGGGCCUGAAAAAGAAUCUGAAUAAAAGAAGAACUGGGAGAAGGUAACCUCCGUCCGUACUAGGAGAAGGUAACCUCCGUCCGUACUGGGAGAAGGUUGACCCCUGGGCUCUCUCUAUUUACAGUUUUUAUAUUUAGUUAGACGAGUAUCCAUGACGUAUAUUUUCAAACGGGUUUUGAGUUCUCGCCGUCACUCAUCGUCCUUCAUCACGUGAUUUGCCAAAAACGGUUUCAGGUUUUUCUAUUUUUGUACUGUUUGAUACUCAACGCUGUGCCAUGUUGUUUCCAUGGAGACUGCAGGGGGUAACCCUGACCCCUGACCCUGCAGGGGGUUACCCUGACCCCUGACCCUGAAGGAAACUGUCUGCUCAGUCAGUCUGAAGUCUCAUUUCAUUUUUCUUAUUUACAUUUGAAGACAUUUCUUUCACAUUAAACCUCAAGUGCUGGACUUAGCUACACUCAUGCUUCAUGCUAAGCUAGGCUAACCAGUUGUUAGCCUAGCUUCAUGCUUAAAAUCAGGAUGAUGACGUUUAUCUUUGUGUCUGUUUUAAAUGUUUAUGAUGAUAAUAAAACAUCGUCCUGCCACGUC
Labrus mixtus (cuckoo wrasse) is the source of this 3339-nucleotide messenger RNA. It is a transcript of the gene cpm, whose product is annotated as carboxypeptidase M. Gene Ontology annotation, cellular component: cell surface. NCBI's taxonomy places the organism in Eukaryota, Metazoa, Chordata, Actinopteri, Labriformes, Labridae. The coding region runs from base 171 to 1544 and encodes 457 amino acids. The transcript has 10 exons. Gene Ontology annotation, biological process: proteolysis. The record is from RefSeq and is a predicted model, not a curated record. Gene Ontology annotation, molecular function: metallocarboxypeptidase activity; zinc ion binding.